Phytophthora sojae is the source of this 897-nucleotide messenger RNA. RefSeq lists its product as hypothetical. The transcript has 3 exons. NCBI's taxonomy places the organism in Eukaryota, Oomycota, Peronosporomycetes, Peronosporales, Peronosporaceae. The record is from RefSeq and is a predicted model, not a curated record. The coding region runs from base 1 to 897 and encodes 298 amino acids.
AUGAGCUCGCCGAAGAAGACCGCCGCUGAAGCAGAGGGGAAUACCUCCGCCGGGAUAGAGACUCUCUCUAUCCCCGAGUACCGCGAGCGUCACAAAGCAAAGCGUGACGCUCUUGCUGCCAAGGCUGCAGCGGGGAUAUCCCAGCUGGAGAUUGUCCUCGAAGGCUCAUCUGUAGUCAACGACGCCGUUGACUACGGGGACGGCGACGUCGAGAUGGAAGAGGGCGAGGCCUCUUCAAGCAAGCGCAAGGAGUCUAUCGACAGCGAUAGUCUCGACCCGCAUGCCGGGUCGAGACGCCCUCGUGAAGGAGACGACUCGGACGCUUCGAGUUCGAAGCGUUCGCGCGGCGAGAGCGACACUCCGCUCUCUGCUGCUGGGGCUUUAGGCUCCCCGCAGAUCGCAGAUCGUGUGGGCAACACCGUGCCUCCAAAUGAAAUCCCGCUGUACGUAUGCAGCGGCAUCCACGACGAUGCUGUGGCGGAGGAGCAGCACUUUGAUUCGUCAACGAAUCAAAGGCGCGAUUAUUACAUCGGGUUCUUCCACGAGCUCCUGUACUUCUCCAGCAAGAAGACCUCUUCUCGCAGCAAAGUGCCUGAGUGGCAGGCACUUUGUCAAAGUUGGAAUGCUUUUGUUGAGAACUUCAACAAGAAACCGGCUGCUUACCGCGAGCGGCUUAAGCAUGCCCGUGAACGCUUCGAGACAUUCUCGACGCGCGGGCGGCUGGAGCAGCUCCACAGAUCCUCUGUGGACGCUAGUAUUCCAUGCGCUGUGCCCGAAGGCCAACAGUGCACGUUGUGUCUUCCGGGUGCGGCGCGCUUGAGCGACCGCGACCUAAACGGGUACACGACGAUUCGUGUACCUGCGAGUCUCAAAGAUCUCCGUGCCGAUGCGUGGUGA